Molecule: messenger RNA, 564 nt
Organism: Sphenostylis stenocarpa
Lineage: Eukaryota; Viridiplantae; Streptophyta; Magnoliopsida; Fabales; Fabaceae
Source: the annotation of a GenBank genome assembly
AUGUCCAUGCAUUCCCACAUUGAGAGAAUUCUGUGGAGCGAGGGCCAAAUUUCUCGCCGAGUCUCCGAGCUCGCCGCCAAAGUUUCCGCCGACUUUGCAGGUUCUUCACCAGCCCCCAUAGUCGUCGGUGUGGCCACUGGUGCCUUCCUCUUCGUGGCAGAUCUUGUUCGCAAGAUCGAUUUCUCCAUACCCGUUGAUUUCAUUCGAGCUGAAUCCUACGGCUCCAGAACUGAGUCGAAUGGCGCACCAAUCAUUUCCUUCGAUUUGAAGGUCGACAUCAACGCUCGUCACGUCAUCUUGGUUGAAGACAUUGUAGAUACUGGUCAUACCUUGUCUAGAGUCAUUAAGCACUUGAAAUCAAAAGGAGCAUCCUCUGUUUCUGUGUGCACUUUCCUUGAUAAACCUUCAAGGAGAAAGGUGGAUGUUCAGUUGGUGGGUGAAGGAAAAUUCUACCGUGGAUUUGAGUGCCCAGACUACUUUGUUGUAGGUUAUGGAAUGGAUUUUGCCGAACAUUACAGAAAUUUGCCUUAUAUUGGUAUUUUGAAGCCUGAACAUUACAAGUAA